UUUAAGCGGGUUGUAAAAAGUUGUUAUAAUUAUUAAGCGAGUAGCCAGAGAGUUGUUUUUAAUGUCAGGAAAAUUCCUAUACAUAUACGAUAUAGAGAAAGAGAGAGAGAGAGAGAGAGAGAGAAAGAGAUACUUGCAACGCGCGACACGGCCCUGCUGUGCUUACGGUCGAAAGCAAUCGAAGGUAGUCGAAGCCGUCCGACGAACGUUAGGAAAAGUGGGGUGCUUCCCCUCCUUUUACUCUCGCCGCCCCUCGAUCCCCCACCAACGGACCUGCACCCCCUUCUUCCAUGCUUCUUUGUCUCUUUCUCUUUUUAUCCAUCUAUCUAUCUCUAUCUCUAUCUCUCUUUCACUCUUUCUUUCUCAGUCGCUUCCUCCUCUUUCUCCGUCUCUCUCUUUAUCUCUGUCUUCUCCCAACCUCUUUCUCUCUUUCUCUCUCUCUCUCUCUCUUUCUCUCUAUUAUAUAUGUGUAUAUAUAUAUAUAUAUAUAUAUCUCUUUCUAUCUCACACUCUCGCUCCCUCGCUCGCUCGUUCGUUCUUAACGUCAAACCACUUAGGGCCGCGAACCUCGGCAGUCAGUCGAUCUUUCCUAGCGGCGGCAUUCCGGCAUUUUCCAGCUGAUCGGGCGCGGGCGGUUCGACAAACGCCAUUUUGUACGUCACACACAUCCGUUGUUGUCGUUGUCGUCGCCGUUGUCGUCGUAGUCAUUGUCGUUGUCAUCGUCAUCGUUGUUGUAGUCGUAAUCGUCAUCAUCCCGUCCGUCAACGCCGGCGUUGUGCUUCUUCAUUAUAUUCGUCCCGAAGUGUUGUCGUUUCGCGACGCGGCGUUCUCUCAUUCUCUCUUCUCGUCUCUCUGCACGUCAAAUGAAACACACGUCUCGCGUGCGCGUGAAACUCACUCAUUCACUCACUCUCUCUCUCUCACUCCACUCUUUCUCUUUGCGCGCGCGCGUGUGUGUGUGUGCGCGCGUGUGACAUAUAUAUAUAUAUAUAAAACUGUCUCGUGCGUAGUAAUCUCGUGUAAGAGAGUACAUAUGUAACUUAGAGUACAAGAGACAUGUGCUCCUUUUUCUUUUUUUAAGGGAAAAGAAAUAAAAGCAAUAUAUAAAUAUAAAAGAAAAAAAUAUCACCAGGUAUAUAUAGGAUCGCGUGUUUGCGCACGCACGCACGCACGCACGCAUGCACGCAAGUAAACACACGACUGUUCGGUUACCGAAAAUACGUGUUAUUUAGUUGUGUCGUUGUCGUCAUUGACCGUCGUUUUCGUCAAAAAAGAAAAUAAACAGAGAGAAAGAGAGAAAAAGAAAGAAUAAAAAGAAUAAAAAGAUAAAAGCAAUGAAACAAGAAAAAGAAAAAAAGAGAGGAAAAAAGUUACAAGCCGAUUCGUAACCAUUUCGUAAAAGCGCGCCCUUUUGACGGUUCUCCUUCUCCUCCUACUAUUCCCUUCGAAAAGAGAGGGAGAGAUAGCAUGUGCGUCUGAAAGAGAGCGAGAGCGAAAACGUGAAUGAGAAAGAGAUAGUAGACAGACGGACAUUAGAG
Vespa mandarinia (Asian giant hornet) is the source of this 1538-nucleotide messenger RNA. RefSeq lists its product as uncharacterized. Lineage: Eukaryota; Metazoa; Arthropoda; Insecta; Hymenoptera; Vespidae. The record is from RefSeq and is a predicted model, not a curated record.